AUGGUAAGAACACGUGGUGCAUCUUUUAAUUCUCGAGGAGAGAGUUCUCGAGGAGAGAGUUCGUCGCAGGGCGAAGCUCGGAGAAGAUCUACCAUUUCUGCUCGUAGAAGUCGGGCAGCUCCUAUCCAGCAUGACCCCAUAGCUGAGGAGCGAGCCGUUGAGGAACAAACAUAUGAGGCGUAUGAGACUCAUGGAGAGGAAAAUGCAUUUGAGGCCCCUAACGAUGAUGACGAUGAGGAGGAGCAUGCAGAUGUUCAUGACAUACAAGAGGAUGUCGCUGGAUUUCCUGGAGGUCCACACGAUCAUUCAUUGCUGACGCACUAUGUUCAGCAUGUAGCUUAUGCUAUUUCCCAAGGCCGGGAUCGAGGGGACACACUGAAGUUGAUCUCCCACGGAAAAAAAGUAAAUAAGUUAGGACCAUGCCACGAGGGAAUUCAAGACAUUGUGUUGAAUUCCAGUUUGAUGCCUCUUACAGGGAUUUGUUAUGAUUACGUUGAUAAGGGGUUACUCCUCGGAUUCAUAGAGAGGUGGCAUUUUGAGACCAGUAGUUUCCAUCUCCCUAUAGGGGAGAUGUCGAUUACUCUUGAUGACGUCUCGACAUUACUUCACCUGCCCGUGAUGGGACAAAUGUGUGAUUUGGAGGAGUUGGAGUUUGAGGAGGCUCGUACAGCCCUUGUGCAACUGCUCGGCGUUGAUGGUGGCACAGCAGGUGCUGAGAUGGAGGACGCACGUGGUCCGAAAGUCAGACUCAGCUGGCUUAGAGAGAUAUAUGUUCAGAGGUGUGAGUCGCAGCAUUGGGACUAUGCUGCUAGAGCAUAUUUGUUGCAUCUAGUAGGAUGUACGACUUUUGCAAAUAAGAGUGCCAGUUCUAUACGCGUGUCUUACUUAUUGUUAUUUAGAGACGUACACGCGUGUGGCAGAUAUGCCUGGGGUGUUGCUGCACUCGCCUAUUUGUACGAGCAGCUCGGGGAUGCGAGUCUCGCGUCCACGAAGCAGAUGGCUGGAUAUUUGACUCUAUUUCAGAGUUGGAUAUACGAACAUUUCCCUGGCUUGGGGAGGAGGCGGUUGGUGACUUCUUACGAUGAUACCACACCACGUGCCAUGAGGUGGCAGAGCCCUAGACAGAGUUCCACUCUCGCAGAGAUUCGGUCACAGUUGGAUGCGCUGACAUACAGUGGAGUUGUAUGGCAUCCGUAUGAGGGGCAUCGAGGCAUUCGGCCAUUCUUCGGCAUCUGUAUGUAUUCUGGAUGGAUUCGGAUUGGUGACACCCUUUGUCGUCAUUUGCCUAAGCGUGUGCUGAGGCAAUUUGGGUUUCAGCAACACAUUCCACGAUCACCGACUACGGUUCCAGAUGCAGAUGUAGUGGCCAUUGAUCAUAUGUGGUUGCACUUCAGAGCUCACGUUUGGUUCAGGAGGGUUUCGCAUCCUUAUAUUAAUGUUGCUGCAGAUGACGCGCGACCGGCUCUUGCACCUAGACAACGCCCCGAUGUUCCACGGGAGGCACGACCCCAUCGUAGAUCGUCUCCACCUUCACCAUCUGGCGCCCUAGCUAGAUUUAGGCGAAUGGCGAGAAUGUUACAGUCCUUGAUAUCGUGUCGUCAUGUCACCGAAGGUACUGUUGCACAUCAGGUGUCAGUGGACCUGCUUCAGAUUGCUAAUGAAGGCAUCGACGAAUAUUCCACGACUAGGAGAGAGCAGAGGCAUGUGCAUGGUAGACGGUCGACGUCUAAUUGA
Molecule: messenger RNA, 1734 nt
Organism: Vigna angularis (adzuki bean)
Lineage: Eukaryota; Viridiplantae; Streptophyta; Magnoliopsida; Fabales; Fabaceae
Product: protein MAIN-LIKE 1-like
Exons: 5
Coding region: 1-1734 (577 amino acids)
Biological process (GO): meristem development; meristem maintenance
Source: RefSeq, a predicted model, not a curated record